Trichoderma virens Gv29-8 is the source of this 1002-nucleotide messenger RNA. RefSeq lists its product as uncharacterized. The coding region runs from base 1 to 1002 and encodes 333 amino acids. NCBI's taxonomy places the organism in Eukaryota, Fungi, Ascomycota, Sordariomycetes, Hypocreales, Hypocreaceae. The record is from RefSeq and is a predicted model, not a curated record. The transcript has a single exon.
AUGGCGUUGUCUAGCCCGCCGUUACUGACCGCUUGCCUGGCCUGCGCGACCAGUGCUCUUGGGACAAAAUAUCAAAUUGGGAAUCCGGAGUUGAGAGCAGAACGGUUCUAUGCAAAGUCCAUUCAUGCGCUGCGAAGCAUACUUGAAGAGGGAGGAUGUGAGGGUAGUGAAGACUGGUUACUGGCGACAGUGGUCAUCCUGUGUCUCUAUGAAAAUCGAAAACCAGGCUACGAUCCAGCGACAGCCACUGCACACAUCGCAGCAGCCGGCCAAGUUUUCCGCAAGCGAGCCAUGACCAAGAUGAGCGCCGCUGCCACAGCAUCUAGCCAAGAGCUGGCAAGUUCGCAAACAUGGUCGGCCAUUAUAUUUGAACGCAUCUUCACCGAAUCAUUCCUCUACCACUGUAUGGUCAUGUCGGUGCAGGAUUCGAAUCUUACGCCACUGCAAGACCCAGUGUUGCGCGGUGUUUUCGACGAUUACUAUGACUCCUGCUUGGUGUCGACAUCCCCGGAACCUGAGAAUUGGCCUAUUCUUGGAAUGCAUUAUCAGAUAGUCCGGUUGUUUUCCGAUCUUCUUGCUGCCCUCGAUGACACACCUGCAUUCUGUGGGCUCGGUGAUAUCAUAGAACAGCUGGGGACAUGGGCGAACACCUCGCUGACAGAUGGGCAUGGAGUUCAUAUCUUGCUUUACAUCUCUGCUGCAAAGCUUCUUGCUUAUCAACACCUGACGGAUUCCUCAUCUGAUACCACACAGUACCAAAGUCUUCUGCAGCAGGAACUUGAAAAUUGCAAAAAUUUGCUUCCAAAGAUCGAUGUUACUGUCAAUGCUUUCAGCCGGUACUUCUUUUGGCCUCUGGCAAUCAUUGAAAGGGUGGUUCGAGAUCCCACUGCAUCACUGCUGGUCCAGCUGAAGCUGAAGAAUAUGGAGGACGUCGAUCCGGCAGGGAAGAGAGCCUACAAUUGGGUUGCCGAGGGAUUCGAGCGAAAAUUUAAGAGUGCUUGA